Molecule: messenger RNA, 580 nt
Organism: Magallana angulata
Lineage: Eukaryota; Metazoa; Mollusca; Bivalvia; Ostreida; Ostreidae
Product: caveolin-3-like
Exons: 2
Coding region: 84-485 (133 amino acids)
Biological process (GO): caveola assembly
Cellular component (GO): caveola
Molecular function (GO): molecular adaptor activity
Source: RefSeq, a predicted model, not a curated record
AAAGUUUUCGUGGUUUCUUACAAUUCUGUGGUUACCGAUUCUUCUUACUGGGUCUUUGUAAAAACUUUCCUAAACUUUGCAAUAUGGAUGAUCUGCAGAAAGAAUUGGAUAUGGACAAUAGAGAUCCAAAUGAUCUAAACAAGCACGUCCAGACUGCAUUUGAGGAUGUAAUAGGAGAGCCAGAUGGAUCUCACAGUCCUGACUGUGUAUGGAGAAUAAGCGCCAUGUGCUUCAAAGGAGGCAAAGCUUGCUGCUACACAAUUCUGACCGGUUUAUGUGGGAUCUUCAUUGGAUUGUACUGGGGCUGCGAGUUCGCCUGCAUCUCAUUUGAGCAGAUUUGGUGCACAACUCCGAUGCUCAGGGUCUUCGGGGUCUACCUCGGGUGCUUACAGAAAUUCUUCGGUACGUGUGUAUCCUGUUGCCUAGCACCAAUCUGUGAGACUUGUGGGUUGUUGUUUAGUAACAUCUCAGUGAAGAAGUGUUAAGUUGUGAGGCAUCGAUUGGAAUACUUUAUCCAUUCCUGUGAUAUUUUCAGCGCUUACUUAUUUGUUUCCAGUUCAUUGAAUAUAUAUAUAUAUAU